This is a messenger RNA of Cryptomeria japonica (Japanese cedar), 809 nucleotides long. RefSeq lists its product as uncharacterized. Bases 176 to 697 code for a protein of 173 amino acids. NCBI's taxonomy places the organism in Eukaryota, Viridiplantae, Streptophyta, Pinopsida, Cupressales, Cupressaceae. The record is from RefSeq and is a predicted model, not a curated record. The transcript has a single exon. Gene Ontology annotation, molecular function: acyltransferase activity, transferring groups other than amino-acyl groups.
CUUGUAGGCCAAACCCCUCUGGCAAUUGAAUCAUAUGAGCACGAGUGAUAUAUGUUUUUUAAUACCUCUCCAUGGCGGGCGAAAGUGGACUUCUUAGACUUUGACUGCACAUUGCAAUUCCCCCCUUUUAAUUUCACAUUUCCUUCCUCUCCUCACAACAAUUGUUAUUACUGCGAUGAAGAGGCCUCCUGUAAUACUGCGCAAAUUUCAGGAAUCCGACCUGGACGAUUUCAUGGAGUGGGCGACGGACGAGGAGGUGUAUCGUUUCUCCAUGCGGGAAACUUUUAAAUCCAGGGAAGAGGCGGAAAUCUACAUUAAAAAGAAAAGCGUGGAGCGCCCCUGGUGGAAGGCCAUUUGCUUGGAGGGCAGGGUUGUGGGCGCCAUUAACCUGAAAAGAGUAAUCGGCGAUUCCUCGUGUAGGGCGGAGAUCGGAUACUGCUUGGCGCGCAGGUGGUGGGGGAAGGGCGUGGCCGCUGAAGCCGUUAAGUUGUGCGUGUCUAGGGCUUUUACUGACAUCCCUGGUCUGGAGCGAAUCGAAGGCCUGGUGGAGUCCGAAAACGUGGCGUCUCAGAGUGUCCUGGAGAAGGCUGGAUUUGUCAAGGAAGGACUGCUCUGCAAAUAUUUUACCUUCAAGGGGAAAACCAGGGACUUCUAUAGCUACUGCUUUCUUUCUCAAGAUUUGCCCCAAUGUGUUUAAUUGGUGGUCUGUAGCUGUGCAGUUAGUCCACAAAGCAGAGCAUUAUGUCAAUUUAACUAUUUAUUAAAGUUAUGUCACUUCUAUGAACUUCCUAUUAAUAUUUUGGAUUAUA